AUUUAUUCCACUCCAAUUAUUGGCUUCAAUCCGCCCCUGACCGCCGAUCAGGAACGUUGAACUAGGAAAGUUUCUUCUGCAUCUUUUCUGGAAACCAGCAUUGAGCGAUUGGUCAUAGCACGUCUCUCUGCGUCUUGGAUCAUCCAGGGAUCGGUUAAUCCAGACAGGUACUUUUCUGGAUUCUAUCGAAGACUUCCGAUCGAAGCACCCACAGAAAAGAAAGCGAUCGCGACGACGCAUCUCGCGAAACCCCGGUGGGAAACCCAGGGAUCGGCGGGCGGGCUUCUUGUGCGUGCUCAUAGUCAUGGUCAGAUCCGAUCCCUUACCGCGAUACUCCAUCGGGAUCAGCUUUGUCCGGGCAGGCUUCUCGGAUUGUUGCUGAAGCAAGGAAGGAGGGAAAGCUAGCGCAAGCGACUGCCCCACACACAGCACCGUACGUGUUCUCUUCUCCUAGCUAGCAGCAGCUUUCCUCUCUCGUUCAUGCAUCUCCAUGGAUAUAUAUAUAUAAGACAGACAGAUCCUCGCCGGUAGGGGUCGUCGGCUAUCGUGUACCUUGUGUUGGCCUCCGAUCCACAAGAAGCUAGAGCUAGUAUCGAGAGGCCAGGGGCAGGCUAGGCGGCGCGCGGAAGAGCAUGUGGUCGUCGGAGAUGGGUCGAAGAAGCCGCCGAACGAACGGCAUGGUGGCAGAGCCGCAGACGACGCAGCUGCUGCUGCACGGGGUGAUCGAGGCCACCAUCCUGGAGGCCGACCUGUCCGUCACCACAGACGGCAAGCUGCAGCCGACCAAGAAGACUCUGAUGAAGAAGAAGGUCUUCUCAUGGAUCAGGAAGCUGACAUUCUGCAGAAACCAGCAACAGCUGGAGAACGCCAUCGGUCUCGGCACGGACGGCAAGCUGUACGCGACGGUGGACAUCGACAAGGCGCGCGUGGGGCGGACGCGCAUGGUGCCCCCCGUCCACUCCCCCAUGUGGGACGAGUCCUUCCACCUCUACUGCGCGCACGACGCCAGCAACAUCAUCUUCACCGUCAAGGCCGACAACGCCAUCGGCGCCACGCUCAUCGGCCGCGCUUACCUGCCCACGGAGGGCGUCGUCGCCGGCCGGAAGGUGGACCUGUGGCUCCCCAUCCGCGACGAGAAGCGCCAGCCGCUGGAAGGCGGUGACCAGAUACACGUCCAGGUCCAGUUCACCGACGUCGCCGCGGACCCGACCGCCGGCUGGGGCGCCGGGAUCGGCAGCGCGGCGUACGGCGGCGUGCCCUACACCUUCUUCAAGCAGCGCCGCGGAUGCCGGGUGCGGCUGUACGAGGACGCGCACGUGGCCGGCGACUUCGCGCCGCGCGUCCGGCUCGCGGACGGCAGCUUCUACGAGCCGCGCCGGUGCUGGGUGGACGUGUUCGACGCAAUCAACCGGGCCCGGAGGAUGGUGUACAUCGCCGGAUGGUCCGUGAACACCGACGUGGUGCUGGUGCGCGACCCGCGGGAACCGUCGGCGUCGUCCGAGAGUCUCGGCGAGCUGCUCAUCCGGAAGGCCGACGAGGGCGUCGCGGUGCUGAUGCUGGUGUGGGACGACCGCACCUCGGUGGGGCUCGGCCCCAUCAAGCGCGACGGGCUGAUGGCCACGCACGACCAGGACACGGCGAGCUUCUUCCGCGACACGCGCGUGCAGUGCGUGCUCUGCCCGCGCAACCCCGACAAGGACCGGAGCUACGUGCAGGACAUCGAGACGGCCACCAUGUUCACACACCACCAAAAGACGGUGAUCGUCGACGGCGGCGGCGCGCCGGCGCCGGAGACGCCGCCGGGCCUCGUGAGCUUCCUCGGCGGCAUCGACCUGUGCGACGGGAGGUACGACACGCAGGACCACCCGCUGUUCCGCACGCUGGGCACCACGCACAGCAAGGACUUCCACCAGCCCAACUUCCCCGGCGCGUCCAUCAGCAAGGGCGGGCCGAGGGAGCCGUGGCACGACAUCCACUGCCGCGUGGAGGGGCCCGCGGCGUGGGACGUGCUGGAGAACUUCGAGCAGAGGUGGAAGAAGCAGGGCAAGGGGGACAACCUCCUGGUGGCGCUGAACAAGGCGUGGGCGGAGCGCGAGGCGGCCCCGCGGGGCGACGCCGAGUCGUGGAACGUGCAGGUGUUCCGGUCCAUCGACGGCGGCGCGGCGGCGGGGUUCCCGGAGGGCUCCGCGAACGCGCCCCGGGAGGCGGCGGCGCUCGGGCUGGUGAGCGGCAAGGACCACGUGAUCGAGCGCAGCAUCCAGGACGCGUACAUCCACGCCAUCCGGCGGGCGCGGGACUUCAUCUACAUCGAGAACCAGUACUUCCUGGGGAGCUCCUACGCGUGGCGGCAGAACGACGGCGUGACGGUGGAGGACAUCAACGCGCUGCACCUCAUCCCCAAGGAGCUGUCGCUCAAGAUCGUGAGCAAGAUCGAGGCCGGCGAGCGGUUCGUCGUGUACGUGGUGGUGCCGCUGUGGCCGGAGGGCGUGCCGGAGAGCGGCUCCGUGCAGGCCAUCCUGGAUUGGCAGCGCCGCACCAUGGAGAUGAUGUAUAAGGACGUGACGCUGGCCAUCCGCGCCAGGGGGCUCCGGGCCGACCCCAGGGACUACCUCACCUUCUUCUGCCUCGGCAACCGCGAGGCGCCGAGCCCCGGCGAGUACGUGCCGCCGGAGCACCCGGACCCCAACACCGACUACGAGAGGGCGCAGCAGGCCAGGCGCUUCAUGAUCUACGUCCACGCCAAGACCAUGAUAGUGGACGAUGAGUACAUCAUCGUGGGCUCGGCGAACAUCAACCAGCGCUCCAUGGACGGCGGCCGCGACACGGAGAUCGCGAUGGGCGCGUACCAGCCGGGCUACCUGGCGACCAGGAACCGGCCGGCGAAGGGGCAGGUCCACGGCUUCCGGGUCUCCCUGUGGCAGGAGCACCUGGGCGAGGCGGCGGCGGCGGGAAUGGGCGACGAUCUCUUCCGUCCGUCGAGCCUGGCUUGCGUGCGCCGGAUGAACCAGGUGGCCAAGCAGCACUGGGACAUGUUCGCGAGCGACGCGUUCCAGGGCGACCUCCCGGGCCACCUCAUGGCGUACCCGGUCAGCGUGCUCGACGACGACGACGGCCGGGUCGUGGCCACGACGGAAACCUUCCCGGACACCAACGCCAAGGUGCUCGGCAACAAGUCCGACAUCCUCCCGCCCAUCCUCACCACAUGAUUUAAUCAUCGUCGAUUGUAUUCACCGCCACGCCGUGGGAAUGUGUACACAAGCGAGAGAAGCAUGCAUGUUUAAAAAGCUGAAAUGUGAUUCAUAUGUCAAACAAAAACAGAAUAAUUUAAAAGCUUAAAUGUGAUUCAUCAUCCUUUCCGAAUAAA
Messenger RNA from Zea mays, 3364 nucleotides. RefSeq names its product phospholipase D family protein. Bases 633 to 3206 code for a protein of 857 amino acids. Gene Ontology annotation, molecular function: D-type glycerophospholipase activity; calcium ion binding. Gene Ontology annotation, biological process: phosphatidylcholine metabolic process; phospholipid catabolic process. Gene Ontology annotation, cellular component: plasma membrane. The transcript has 4 exons. NCBI's taxonomy places the organism in Eukaryota, Viridiplantae, Streptophyta, Magnoliopsida, Poales, Poaceae. The record is from RefSeq and is a predicted model, not a curated record.